UAACCCGAUCAGAUAGGCGGACUGGCAGCGACGCACCCUCGCAUCACUGCGCGUGUGUGUGAGUGUGUGUGUGAGUGUGUGUGUGUGUGUGUGAGUGUGAGUGCGUGUGUGUGUCUUGAGUAGUUUUUUUUUUUUUUUGCUCCUAUUUUUUUUGGUAACCAUAGCUGGAUGUGUAGGACGUCACGUGUUGUUUUGCCUCUUUUACUUCAGUCACUUAGCGAUGCGUGUUAUUUACUGCCGAACUGCUCUGGACAGCGAACGUGAAGAUCCACGCUGAAACCGAACCCACGGGCUCGAGACUGCGUCCGCCGAGGCUUGGCGCUCCAAGUUCCAAGCAAAAAGUGGAGAGUUUUCAGGGCUGCGGCAUGGCGAGUCCGCCGUCGGCGGGCCUUAACGCGAAUAACAGCGGCGUUAGGAAGUGCGGAUACUUAAAGAAACAGAAGCACGGGCACAGGCGGUUUUUCGUGCUGAAGACGCAGGGCGAGGGCUACGCCGCGCGCCUGGAGUACUACGAGAGCGAGAAGAAAUGGAAGAACAAGGCGGCUGCCAAGAGGGUCAUCGCUCUCGACUCGUGCCUGAACAUCCACAAGCGGGCGGACGCCAAACACAAGCACCUUAUCGCUCUGUACGCCAGGGACGAAUACUUCGCCGUGGCCGCCGACAGCGAGCAGGAGCAGGACGGCUGGUUUCGAGCCCUGACGGGCUUAAUGAACGAAGGCAGACGGUUCGACGGCGCGGCGCCCGGUUCCGCGUCAUCUCUCGUGGGAUUUGACGAAGCGAACUACGGCACGGUAACGCCGGUGAGCGCCGCGUACAAGGAGGUAUGGCAGGUUAAUCUAAAGUCGAGAGGACUCGGGCAGAGUCGGAAUUUGACCGGGGUGUACAGGCUGUGUUUGUCGAGUCGCACGGUGAGCUUCGUGAAACUGAACUCGGAGGUCGCCUCCGUGAGCCUGCAGCUGAUGAACAUUCGCCGGUGCGGUCAUUCGGACAGUUUCUUUUUCAUAGAGGUCGGUCGGUCCGCCGCCACGGGACCCGGCGAGCUGUGGAUGCAAACGGACGACUCCGUGGUGGCGCAAAACAUCCACGAGACGAUCCUAGAGGCGAUGAAGGCCAUGAAAGAGCUUUCCGAGUUCCGGCCACGCAGCAAAAGCCAGUCCUCCGGUACUAACCCCAUCUCCGUGCCCACGAGGCGCCACUUGAACAACCUUCCGCCGAGUCAGACGGGACUGGCGCCUCGACGGGCACGGACCGACAGUAUGGCAGCGACGUCGCCGGUGACUAAGUUUACCUCCUGUAGAAAUCGCACGGCGAGCGAGGGCGACGGAACCAUGGCGCGGCCGUUGUCGGUGUCCGGCAGCCCCGUCAGUACCGGAGCGAACCGGACGCAUUUGAGCCGGUCCAACACGGUCACCGCGCGCCCUUGCAGAACAUUCGAGUCCCCCUCCCUCAAGCAUAGUAAGUCUAUGUGCAUGUCCGUGUGUCAGUCGCCUCCGCCGGCUACUAGCCCUGUCAGUCUGUCCUCCGGUAGCGGCAAUGCCUCUAAUCUCGACAGUGCUCCCCGCCCCGCCAGCUGCACGGCCUCGGUCGCCGGCUCGCCUAGCGAUGCCGGUUUCAUCUCCUGUGACGAGUGUGGCUCCAGUCCAGGAGACGUGCGCCACCUGCUAAUGGCUACGCGAAGCGUUACACCGGAGUCCUUUACCGAAACACCGCCGUCGCGCGAGGGCAGUGACUUGAACGGCUACAUGAUCAUGGAGAAGCAGAGCGCCGGAAACGUUUUCGUCCACGGCCACGGGAGACGCAGCGCGCGCUUGGCGGAGGACGGCGGAGGGGACGCAGAGAAAGCCUACAGGAAGAGGACGUGUUCGCUUACCAUGCCUCUCCAGAAGAGGGGGCCGUCACGAGUGUCUUCCGCUUCCCUGGACGAGUGCACGCUCAUGAGGGCCACUUUCAGGAGCGGAGCUCACUUGGGGCGCGGCUCGCACGCCACUUCGCCAAAAGUCGCGUACCCCGAGGACUACGGCGACGUCGAGAUCGGAUCCCUGCGCAAAAGCCCCGGCGGCACUCUGGGUGACGACGGCUACAUGCCAAUGACGCCCGGCGUGGCACCGCUGGCCGGCAAGACAGAAAUCUACAUGCCCAUGAGUACCAUGUGUGUGUCAGCCCCGAAGCAGAUCAUUAACCCCAGGACACACCCCCUGACUGUGGUCAGUGGCUACAGGACCACCCCCCCUAGCAGCUGCUCCCUGGACGACGGCGGCUACAUGCGGAUGCUGUGCGGUUCCCGGUUUUCCGUGGAGAGUUCGGACGGGAAACUGUCCAACAGCGAGUACCUCAACAUGUCCCCUGUAGAUCCCUGCAUGCCUGCCACACCCCCUGACUACUUCCCCACCACCACCGGGGGCACGGAGCAGACCCCCCCGCUCCGACAGCCCUGUGCGUACGGCACCCUGCCGCGCUGUUGCAAGCUCCGGCAGGGCCCCAAGGACAGCGACCAGUACGUCCUCAUGAGCCUGCAGGCUCAGAGGAUCACGGAGGAGCUGGUGAAGGCAGCCCCCAAAAGUGCCCCCGCUCCACCCAGGCAGGGCCGGGUGGAAGGUCUGCUCCACAGGGCCCGGACCAGCCGACCUACCCGCCUUCCCCUGGACUCCCUGUGCACCCUGCCCAGCAUGAACGAGCACCCCCUCCCUCCGGAGCCCAAGAGCCCCGGCGAGUACAUAAACAUAGAUUUCGGACGCACCAGCCAGAGAUACUCCCCACCCUCCUCUGAGAGCCCGGCCUCGUCUCUCGGCUCCUCGGGUGAGCAGAGGAGGUCCCCUCUCUCCGACUACACGAAUGUCAACACCAGCACCGAGUCGCCCAAGGUCGGAGACGUCGCCCCGUUCGGCCCGCUCCGCGCCAUGCCAGGGCUUUCGGCCCGCGACGCCCGGCCGGAGGAGCAUUGCCACCUCGCCACGCAGGUGCCACCCGUGCGGCAGGCUGGCGCGGCUAACGAGGAUUACACCGAGAUGACGUUCGCCGGGUCCGGCUCCCCUCCCCCGCCCACCGAAUCUCAGCCCACCCGAGCCGUGCGCAAACCACCAGCCCGACGUCCUGCGUGCGAGGCCAAUGCAGCCGGCCCGGCUGGGGCAGCUCCCCUCGAGUCCUUCCUGCUGGCGGGCGGCGCCGCGCCCCCGGUGGACCCGGACCGAGGCGCCAAGGUGAUCCGCGCAGACCCGCAGGGACGCAGACGGCACAGCUCCGAGACGUUCUCCUCCACCACCACGGUCACGCCCGUUUUCCCGUCCUUCGCCCGCGACGCCAGGCACGGCUCGGCCUCCGUGGAAAAUGUGUCCGCGCUGGCGAGGAAGGGCGAGGGCUCCGAGGAGCAAUGCGGGAGCCCCAUGUGCAGGGAGACGUCGGCGGGCUUCCAGAACGGACUCGACUGCAUCGCCCUGAGCCUGAUGGAUGAGAGACGGGCCAGCUGUGAUGCUCUUAUCAGGUUCAGAGCGACCAGACACUGUAAGGGGGGCAUCAGCGUGGUGCAUGCUGGUCCGUAUGCCGGCCUGGGGUUCAAGGACACGGCGACAGCGGUAAAAGACUAAACAGAGCCAGACUCGUCUUCGGCGUCCCCUUCUCUGCGACCAAGGAAGGGGUGUGUGUAAGUGUGUGUGUGUGUGUGUGUACGCGUAUGAGAGGAGGUGUUCGUGGUCGUACCGACAGAUGCACUGUCGUGCUGCUGCUUCAGCCAUCCCCAUGAUCUUUGACCCCCUGAACAUGCGUGAAUGGCCGUCGUCAUGGAGACGUGGACACUUGACCUUCGUGCCCCGGCACCGCCGAUGAGGAAUCAUCUCUGCUACUCUGAGAAAGACUGCAACUGCUACUCCAAAGCCCUGCCCCAUGGGAGGGGCUAGUUCUUCAUGUCCUUUUAUGAUUCGCUGGUUUUGUUAAGUGUUCUGGCCAGUGAUCCUCACCUUCAAAACCUGUGAACCAAACCUGGAAUGUAACAUUUGUUACACACACACACACACACACACACACACGCACGCACGCACAGAGCCAUGCACAGUUGUUGCACGACACGUAUUUAUUUAUUUAUAUGUGUGCAUUAACACACGUGUUUCGCGCGUGCAUGCGUACGUGCAUGCGAGUGCACGUUUGUGUGUUUGUGUGUGCGUGGACUGUAUCAAGCUGGCAUUUCAUAAAUACUAACAACCAUCUGAAAGAACCUGUCGCUUGAAAAGAAAAAAAAAACCCUACCUCAGAUGAAGCCAGUUUUUGACUUACGCAAACAAAAAUGAUAUAUAUUGAAAAACUAUUUAUUUUCAGUACUGAAUGUUUUCAUAAAAUGCCAAUCCAAGGCCUUAUUGACUGUACUGUCAGACAGUGUUUUCUUUGAGGACAUUCGCUAAUCCACACACAUGUUCGCAGUGGAUCAGAGAUAAAGUGCGUAUCAUGGAAACAGAAUGUCCCCAGGUUUUGUCUCAUCACGAACUUGCUCCGUGAUCAAAGAUUUCUUAUAUUAUUACUGUUAUUAUUCUUUUAAGUGUUACGCAGAUAUUUAAAGGACUUUAAUAUAAUUCUAUUUAUGAGAGCUGGUGAAUGCAGCAUCACACACGGGCACAUAUGCAAAACAGCCUUUCCAGAGAUGGACACAGAUUCGUUCGGCACGAGGCCAGCCAGACAGGUAGACAGACGGUACAUGCGAUAUUCCUGAUCACGAUGCACACGAUGUCAGACCCUCAGAGAGCCUCCACUGACUCGCUCACCACUAUUAUCCUCGCAAAAACGAUAACAACUCAGCCUUUUCCAAUGCCUUAGCACCGGGACUGUCGGCUCGAUGUUUUACUCAGCACCUGCUCCACCGAUGAGCCUCCAGCGGGAUCUGAUUGGCUCAGAGGCCAGUUUCAGUACUGUGUCAGUGUCAGUCAGUAGUGUCAGACAAGGCCAGUGUCAGUACUGUGUCAGUGUCAGUAGUGUCAGGCAGGCCCAGUGUCAGUACUAUAUCAGUGUCAGUCAGUAGUGCCAGACAGGACCAGUGUCAGUACCAGCGUCAGUGUCAGUAGUUUCAGACAGGGCCAGUGUCAGAACUGUGUCAGUGUCCGUCAGUAUUGUCAGACAGGACCAGUGUCAGAACUGUGUCAGUGUCCGUCAGUAUUGUCAGGCAGGCCCAGUGUCAGUACUGUGUCAGUGUCAGUCAGUAUUGUCAGACAGGGCCAGUGUCAGUACUGUGUCAGUGUCAGUCAGUAUUGUCAGACAGGGCCAGUGUCAGUACUGUGUCAGUCAGUAGUGUCAGGCAGGCCCAGUGUCAGUACUGCGUCAGUGUCAGUCAGUAGUGUCACACAGGCCCAGUGUCAGUACUGCGUCAGUGUCAGUCAGUAGUGUCACACAGGCCCAGUGUCAGUACUGCGUCAGUGUCCGUCAGUAGUGUCAGACAGGACAAACUCCUUUGAUUGUAACACAGGACACGUUUGAAUGUAGGGUAUUCCGGAGCUCCCCCACGCACGAGCAAAGUACGGACAAAGCAGAAUGAAACAAACGCAGUCUAAUUUAAGACUGACAUCAAAACCAGUCAAAACAAACAAGCAAAAUGAAACAAAUUCACAUUUUCUUAAAGUAUAUGAAUACAUUUGCCUAAAAAUGUGUACAUAGCGUGUUUGUGUUUGUGUGUGUGUGUGUGUGUGUGUGUGUAUACACACAAGUAUGAUAAUGCAACUGACAUACAGUUGUUUUUAAGUUAAAGAUAAAUUGAAAUGUAUGUUUUUGUACAUAACAGUAUAUGUUUGAAUGGAUUUCCCCAAACAAUUCUAGCACUAAUGAAGGUACUUUUCCCAAACCCUGAUGUUUGGCCUGAGUUUUUCUUUUCUUAUUCAAUGGGCAGGUUUGUAAAGGUACACAAACUACAAUAAACGCCACUAAGGAAAUAUUUUAUAAUGCUGUAACAUUUAAAAUAAAAGAGUACAGAAAAUCUAAUUGAAUAAUACUUGAUAUUAUGAGAGAAAAUCUAGGUACAAUUCACAAAUGGCAUAUGCAAUAUUUACAUUUUUAAAGAUUAGUUUACAUAACGAAACCAAAUGUAUAAAUACUGUGUUCAUAAUGUUUGUUAAACCCUAAAAGGACUUUUGCUGUACAGGUUUGGUUUGCUAUGGGGUCUUAGCAGUGAUGUCAGCAGUGUUCUGUCCUUUUUCAGUAUGGAGAAGAUGACUAUUUCAAGGGUUUGCAUUUUAUUUAAAAACAUUUUUGCUGUGUCUUCCAUUGUACAUAUUUCAUAUACUGCGCAUUGUGAUGCUACGAGCAGAUAAUUUAAUCUUAGUGUAGUUAGUAUUGCUUUGGAAAGUGUAAUGGAUAUGAAUAGCCACAUGCAAUAAACGGCAACAUUAUUUAAAUGUUCA
Messenger RNA from Electrophorus electricus (electric eel), 6368 nucleotides. RefSeq names its product insulin receptor substrate 2b (gene irs2b). Gene Ontology annotation, molecular function: phosphatidylinositol 3-kinase binding; insulin receptor binding. The record is from RefSeq and is a predicted model, not a curated record. Gene Ontology annotation, cellular component: cytosol; plasma membrane. Lineage: Eukaryota; Metazoa; Chordata; Actinopteri; Gymnotiformes; Gymnotidae. Gene Ontology annotation, biological process: insulin receptor signaling pathway.